GCAAGCAUCGAGAGAUGAUGAAAACUUGUACGCAAUUUCUUGGAUUUCUUUCCUGAAUCGAUGCGAUUUCCCCAUAAUGAGACGCGGCGCGCACGUGCUCUUCAUUUGAUCAUUGAUUUCAACCGACGGCUUAUCCCGACGCAUCAUCAUCCGUCGAAAUGCUUAUAAAACGGGCAACGCGCAACACUCACCCCCUCGCCGCUGGUCGCAAUUGUACCUUCAUUCUUGAACGUUGGACGCAGGCUCUCGUCACUACGUUUUCCUCACAUCGACUCCAUCCCGACUUCUCUUCAGUAUGCUGUUUUCGGGCUCUCUUCCUUCCGUUAUAUCGUCAUCGUUGUGUUUUUACUUGCUUUGGGUUAUCGCUUCCGUCAACGCAAUUCCUCUGUCCCCAAACCCGCUCAGUUCAGCGACUCAUGACUCCUCUAGAUCCAAACUACCCCAAUCACUCUCCCUAUACCUCUUUACAUGCAACGGUCAGGCUGUUUCUCUUGCAAGUGGGAAGAAUUUAGCCUUUGGAAAUAAGGGUGAAAGGUGGAGCCUUCUGUUGGACCCUGAACAAGGAAUUGGUCCGUAUAGACCCGGUGUAUGUGCUCAGAAUGAGUAUGCGGUCGUUAAAUUUCUGCUCUCAACUGAAAGCGUCAUGAUCGAAGAUUUCAGGAAUCACCCAAUGCUUUUACGGAAGUUUGAGAGCGAUGAUGAUAAAUUACGUUCCUAUAGACUUGUAAACGACCAAAAGAUUCCUCAGAGUUUACAACGCACGCAGAAUCUGUUAAAUAGUCGUGAUGUUCUCCUAGUCCCAGCUUCGAUAGGAGAAAAAUCGAUUGAUAAAGCUGUGAUGCUGAAUUCCAAAGCUGUUUCACCUCCUGCAUUGACGUAUUAUGGUCAUGAGACGGGGCAAAGUCUACAGGAAGCAUGGUUGAGGAUGUCGAAAUCUCAUGCUGUGUAAAUUCUGUACAAGCUUCAGUUUCGUUUAAUAUCAUCCCUUUCCUGUUU
Messenger RNA from Lentinula edodes (shiitake mushroom), 996 nucleotides. RefSeq lists its product as uncharacterized. The record is from RefSeq and is a predicted model, not a curated record. NCBI's taxonomy places the organism in Eukaryota, Fungi, Basidiomycota, Agaricomycetes, Agaricales, Omphalotaceae. Bases 296 to 949 code for a protein of 217 amino acids. The transcript has 8 exons.